AUGUGUGAAGACAUUGCUGGAGCCCCUCUGUUGUUGCCUGAAUCGUUAGUCGAUUUAGAUACAUGCUCAAGGGCCACUGCUGCAUUGUCGUCGGGCCUGGUGAAGCUUUGCAGGUCAUUAGCACCCGCUUUUCAGGCAAAUACUAUCUUAUGCGGUAUUGCUCUGUAUGCACUUGGGCGUAUCGCGGCAACUCUAGCAUGUGUGGGUCACUGUAUGUAUGCCUUCAUGCACCGAGAUGUUGGUCAAGCUGGUGACUUUAUGCCUCUUUCUGUGAUCGCAUCAAUCUUCCCUCCGGUGUGUGGCCUCAUCACACCCGCUAUUCACCCCGACCUCCUCUUUCGAUCGGCUAAUCCGACUCGGGCCUCCAAUCCGGAUAGCCUUCAUGGUCCCGUAGAUCCGUUCCUUAUCUUUCUGGUUGACCGAUUUCACUCAGUUCCAGUCCCAGUGUGCGUUUCACUCCAGCCGCCAUUUCUCAAAGCCCUAGAAGGCUCUGAUUGCCAUGCUUGCAGAUAUCCGGCCUUCCCUUCACGGGUCCUCUCCUUCAUUAAACCCAUGUUAUCUGAGCAAACUGUGGACGUCUAUCUCUGGUCGCAUGCGACAUCUCAAGUGGAUUUCUACUACAUUUGA
Molecule: messenger RNA, 627 nt
Organism: Protopolystoma xenopodis
Lineage: Eukaryota; Metazoa; Platyhelminthes; Monogenea; Polystomatidea; Polystomatidae
Source: the annotation of a GenBank genome assembly